AUGCCGUUUUCGUCACCCCCUAUUCCAGGUCAAGGAGGUCCAUCGCAUCAACAUUAUCAACAUCAUCCACAACAACCAUUAUCCAUACCAACAUCGUCUAGUCCCAGUCCAAAUAACUCUUAUGGACAGCCGCAAGGUCAUACGGGAACUAGUUUUCCGCGACAAACGAGUUUCGCUGGACCAAGCCAUCAACAAGGUGGACCAUCAAGAUGGGAUGGCAAUCAGGAUGGACAUAUGCCUAACGGAAGUAGCAAUGGUAGUGCAAGCGGAAGUGGCGGAGGGAUGGUCAGUGGCUUAAGUGCAUUAAUGCGAUCAAGAGGAGGAAAUGUCAAUGACAUGGAAAUGAACUCUUCACCACCUGGAUAUGCUAAUUCAUCGUUAUCUUCCAAUCCUCAUUCUGGGUUCCAUCCUUCAUCUUAUGGACCCAACAUGCCUUUCUCAGCAUUGGCAUUGGGAAUGUCACAACAUGGUACCAAUUCCUAUAUGAAUAGUAAUAUGGGGAUGAGCAUAUCACCACCUCAUUGGGGUUCUCUAGGUUCGGGUAGUUUCGUGGGAAGUAUGGGCAACUUUGGUACGAGCUUGAACAGCAGAGAAAGAGAAUUGGAAGCUAGUUACGUUAGGGAUUUCAAUUGUUGUGGAAGAAAAUUGAAUGGGUUACAUGCGCUAUUAGAACAUUAUGAAGAAGAACAUGCAAAUCUUGCACCAGAUGUCAGAAUAGCAGCAAUAAAUGCUGCUCAAAAUUCAAUGAAUCCAAAUUCAAAUCAUGCUCCGAUCCCAUCGAGAAAUCCUUCCAAUCCAUUCAUUGGAAAUGGUCAAAUCCCACCUACGCCAACUUCCAUGGGCCAUGGUCACCAUCAGAGUGACGUACCUGCACCGCCUGGUAUGAUGGACAUCGAAAUGGAUGAACCCACACAAUAUCCAGCCACGGCUCAUCAAUUGGGUCAACAUCAACAACCCCAUUUUAAUCACCGUCCUCCUGGUCAAAAUGGUAUGCCCUCAAAUCCAUGGGCGGCAGCAUUCCGACCACAAUUAGGCAAUCCUUCACAGCCACAAUGUGUACCACCUAGUCUGUUGUCUUACGCUCCUCCUACUCCCGGAAGUCAAAUGAACGCAGUCCUCACUCCCGAGCAAUUGCAAGCCAAAGCUUUGAGGAAAGCUCAAAAGAAAGCUGAACGAGCCGCAAGGGAAGAAGCUUCUGCCGACGAUCCUGAAGGUGACAAGCGAUUCCCCUGUCCAAUUGAGGGAUGUGGUAAAGUUUAUAAACAGGCUAAUGGGUUAAAGUAUCACCUCACGAGAUCGAUAAACUCCGGUCAUGGCAAUGUAGCAGCGUUAGGUGGGCUGGCAGCGAUACUAGGCGAGAGUCAUGAUAGCUUGUAG
Molecule: messenger RNA, 1377 nt
Organism: Kwoniella shivajii
Lineage: Eukaryota; Fungi; Basidiomycota; Tremellomycetes; Tremellales; Cryptococcaceae
Exons: 3
Coding region: 1-1377 (458 amino acids)
Cellular component (GO): nucleus
Source: RefSeq, a predicted model, not a curated record